Molecule: messenger RNA, 2498 nt
Organism: Zea mays
Lineage: Eukaryota; Viridiplantae; Streptophyta; Magnoliopsida; Poales; Poaceae
Product: hexose transporter
Exons: 2
Coding region: 76-2367 (763 amino acids)
Biological process (GO): transmembrane transport
Cellular component (GO): membrane
Molecular function (GO): transmembrane transporter activity
Source: RefSeq, marked provisional
UCAUCCGAUCCAUCAACCCAUCACCAUAACGCACAUACACGCCGCCCCCGCCGUCGUCUCGACGAGGGUCUCGUCAUGCAAGGGGCCGUGUUGGUGGCCAUCGCGGCUGCCAUCGGCAACCUCUUGCAGGGGUUGGACAACGCGGCCAUCGCCGCCGCGGUGCUCUACAUCAAGCGCGAGUUCCACCUGGAGACAGAUCCAGCACUCGAGGGCGUCGUGGUUGCCACCUCCCUCUUCGGGGCAACGAUCGUCACCAUCUUCUCCGGCCCCGUCUCCGACGUCAUCGGUCGCCGCCCGAUGCUCAUCGUGUCCUCGCUGCUCUACUUCGCCGGCGGGCUCCUCAUGCUAUGGUCCCCGAGUGUGCCGGUGCUCCUCGUGGCGCGCCUUGUGGACGGCUUCGGCGUCGGGCUCGCCGUCACGCUCGUCCCCGUCUACAUCUCCGAGACGGCGCCCCCUGAAAUCCGGGGUUUCCUCAACACACUGCCGCAGUUAACGGGAUCCUUGGGCAUGUUCCUUUCCUAUUGCAUGAUCUUCUACAUGACGCUGGGCGAUAGCCCCAGUUGGCGGUUCAUGCUCGGCGUCCUCUCCGUGCCCUCCCUCGCCUACCUCGCGCUCACCGUGCUCUACCUCCCCGAGUCGCCGCGCUGGCUCGUCAGCAAGGGCCGGAUGAAGGAGGCCAGGGCCAUUCUCCAGAUGUUGCGCGGCAGGGAGGACGUGUCUGGCGAGAUGGCGCUCCUCGUCGAGGGCCUCGGCAGCAGCGACGACACCGUCAUCGAGGAGUACGUGUUGGGCCCGGCGGCAGCCGGGGACGAGUCGGAGCACGAGACCAGGGACCAGGUCACGCUGUAUGGGCCCGAGCAGGGGCUGUCGUGGGUGGCGCAGCAGGUGCAGGGCGCGCGCAGCAGCGUGCUCGGCAGCGCCGUCGGGCUCGCGUCGCGCCAGGGGAGCAUGUACGAGCAGAUGAAGGACCCCGUGGUGACGCUGCUGGGGAGCGUCCACGACAAGAUGCCCGACUCUGGCGCCAGUGCCAGGGCCAGCACGCUCUUCCCCAACCUCGGCAGCAUGCUCAGCGUGACGGAGCGGCACGGUGGCGACUGGGACGAGGAGAACGUGCCGCCCAACGACGACCUCGACGACGAUGAGGACGAGGAGGAGUACCUCUCCGACGAUGAGGACGCUGGCGCCGGAGCAGCAGCACGAGGAGGGGGAGGAGGAGGAGGCGCGCUGCACGCGCCGCUGCUGUCGAGGCAGAGCACGGACGUUGACGUCACCAGCGGCACGAGCAAGAAGGACGGCAGCCACCCGCCUGAGAGCAGCCCCAUGCAGAGGUACAGCAGCAUUACCAGCGGGGAGGCCGCGAGCACCAUGGGCAUCGGCGGUGGCUGGCAGCUGGCGUGGAAGUGGACAGAGAUGGUCGGGGCCGACGGCGUGAGACGCGGUGGCGUCAAGAGGAUGUACCUACAUGAGGAAGGCGGCGGCGAUGGGGACUCAUCGGACCCGGCAGGGGGUUACGUGCACGCGGCGGCGCUGGUGAGCCCGUCCAUCCUCUACACCAAGGACGUGCUCAUCGGGCAGAGCCCGACCCCGGCGUUCGACAGCCCGCCGCCGGAGACGGUGGCCAACAAGGCAGGCGGGGGGCCCUGUUGGAGAGAGCUCCUGGAGCCGGGUGUCAGGCGCGCGCUCUUCUGUGGCGUCAUGAUUCAGAUCCUGCAGCAGUUGUCUGGCAUCAAUGGUGUGAUGUACUACACGCCCCAGAUCCUUGACCAGGCCGGUGUGAGCGUCCUGCUCUCUAGCCUGGGCCUUAGCGCCGACUCCGCGUCCAUCCUCCUCAGCGGCGUCACCAUGCUGAUGAUGCUCCCUUGCAUCGUCGUGGCCAUGCGCCUCAUGGACGUGGCCGGCCGGCGCUCGCUGCUGCUGCGGACCAUCCCGGUGCUGAUCGUGUCGCUGGCGGUGCUGGUGCUGGCGAACGUGGUGCCCAUGGCGGCCAAGGUGCACGCGCUGCUUUCAACGGCCUGCGUGGUCGUGUACUUCUGCUGCUUCGUCAUGGGGUUCGGGCCCAUCCCCAACAUCCUAUGCGCGGAGAUCUUCCCCACGCGUGUCAGGGGGAUCUGCAUCGCCGUGUGCUCCCUCACCUUCUGGAUCUGCGACAUCAUCGUCACCAACUCUCUCCCUGUGAUGCUCAGAACCAUCGGCCUCGCGGGUGUAUUUGGCUCCUACGCCUUCGUCUGCUGCUUGUCGCUCGUCUUCGUGUACCUCAGGGUGCCCGAGACCAAGGGGUUCCCGCUCGAGGUCAUAAUCGAGUUCUUCAACGUGGGUGCCAAAGCUCAGAAGCCGGAGCAGCAUGAAGAGGAGGAGAACCACGACUAACCCGUAUAUAUUUGGAUUCAUUAAUAAUAACUGUUUUUUCUUUCUUUCUUUCUUUCUUUCUUUCUUUCUGGAUUAUGAGUUGAAUGAAUGAUGUCGAUCAGAGAGCUUGAUGACCAUCAUGUUAGCGAUCC